Messenger RNA from Podospora anserina S mat+, 636 nucleotides. RefSeq lists its product as uncharacterized. The annotation marks the transcript as partial. The transcript is spliced from 4 exons. NCBI's taxonomy places the organism in Eukaryota, Fungi, Ascomycota, Sordariomycetes, Sordariales, Podosporaceae. The record is from RefSeq and is a predicted model, not a curated record.
UGUAUCCCCGCACCAUCGAAUCAGACAGGAUCGACUACGACAUCUUUGCGUAGAUGGAUAUCCGACUGCGAACAGCAGCAUUCACUCCAGGGUUCAAAAUGCCGCGAGGCCGCCCCCUUUCAUCUCGACAGCUCCCGCGUGGUUGACUGCGCAGGUGCGGAGCCAACCCUCAUUGCGUACCCCCUUGGAGCAGGAACCCCCUGGGCAACUCGCGGCUGGACCUACCCGGAAGGUGUCCUGUCCAAGCGCCGGCUCGUGUUUACCAAACAUCAAGUCAUCUUUCAGUGCCAGAAAACGCAGUUUCUGGAGAGCCCACUUGAAGUGUUGGGAGACCAUAUCGAGCAAUAUGUCGCCCGGAAUUUCACGGCAUCGACCGACGGCCUAGACGCUCUCAGGGGUGUUCUACAGCGAUACAAGGCAGACGAGGAUCCCCCCCCCCCCCUACUAGGUCUUUGUGGGGCGCCCGUCUCUCCUCGACGAGUGGCACCAUCCCGUUGGCAUGGCCAUGCCCGACAACUUCACGCUUGCUUCCCGAGUUGGACUUGGCUUGGGUGGAAGACGGGGAAGAGGACGAGCUUGUAUCUCUUAUCGGUUCGACUUGAUUCGGCCGCGUCAUGUUGCCCAACUGCCACUUGA